Molecule: messenger RNA, 6578 nt
Organism: Schistosoma margrebowiei
Lineage: Eukaryota; Metazoa; Platyhelminthes; Trematoda; Strigeidida; Schistosomatidae
Source: the annotation of a GenBank genome assembly
CUUCUAAAAGGGAGCGCUUCUUACGAAAAGUUCUGAAGGCACUAUUUUUGAUCUUCAGAGUAGGGAUUAUAAUUUAAUCCUAAUGUGCACGGAGGAGAAGGAGAUGUGCCCCUUAUGUAUGGAACCGAUGGAGGCAGAUGACAUCUCAUUUUACCCGUGUGAUUGCCGGUACCAGGUAUGCCGGUUUUGCUGGGCCAAGAUAAUUAACGAGGAAAAUGGGCUUUGUCCAGCUUGUCGAAAGGAAUAUAAUUCAGAAAAACCGGCAUCUUACAAACCUAUUUCGGAGACUGAGGAAUCUCGUUGUAGGUCAAGUAGAAGACGCAAGGAUUAUAUAAAGAAGACGAAGCUUAAUCCAGAAAUGCUCAAAAUCCUUCCAGAGUUAAGAGUUGUUCAGCCAAAUCUGAUAUUUGUGGUCGGUUUACCCACAUGGAUCUCAAAAGACAAGGAAAUACUUAAAGGUCAGAAUUAUUUCGGUCGGUAUGGGAAAAUUUUUAAAGUGGAAGUUAAUCAAAACCAAACUUUCGGUGGACCACAGGGUCAACCUAGUUUUAGUGCCUAUAUAACAUAUUAUCGGGCUGAGGAUGCCAUGCGGUCUAUAAGGGAUCUUAAUCAGAGCACUUUACAUGGAAGACCAAUCCGUGUAUCACUUGGAACUACAAAGUACUGUAGCCAGUUUUUAAGGGGCACAAAAUGCACCAAACAUGAAUGCAUGUACUUGCAUGAACUCGGUGAUUCAGCUGCUAGUUUUACUAAAGAAGAAAUGCAAGCUGGAAAACAUACUGAAUACAUGAACAAGUUGUUGCAAGAUUUCUGUCAGUCUAAAUCAUAUUCACUUGAUUCACAAAAGGAAGAAACAACUAUCUUAGGUUCACUAGAUUCUUCUGUCUCAAGUCCCAAUGAUGCUUCAGUACCUCAUACCAGUGAAUCAAGCAGCUACUCAAAUGGACGUAAUCGCUUCAGAUUUGAAGAUACAUCCAUGCUAUCCGUAGAAAACUCGGGCGUGCAAGUUACAGAUCGAUGCACCACACAGUCUGAUCAAACAAGUGCAUCACUUAAAGAGAUUCGUAAAUUAAGGCAUGCUAAUAAAGAUAAUUCAAAUGCUGUCUCAGUUUCCGAUACCUCAUUGGCUGAUAAAUCUAAACUAAAUUACAAUAAUUCUAACAAACCGAGUAGUUGGAAUCAUUCGUCAUCGAUUUCAUCAUCAGAUUAUCCAACUAGAAAGCUCGGAAAAAACUCAUUUGGUACUUUUCAUUUCAAGAAUUCGUCUGAAAAUACAAAUACAGAUAAAUCUUACGUAGAAGGAACUAAAGGUAACCAUGUCCGGCACCAUAAUCCCACCCAGAAUCGGAUUUUGUUGCCUCGCUCUAUCCCAUCUAAUCAAGUAUCUACGCGUACUGAGCCUAUUUGUACCAGCAGUAAUGGCUGUCACCCUACAUGGUGUCGUCCAAAUCCAGAGAAUUCUUCAAAUAUCCAACCUCUGUUAGGAGAUGAACCCGCAGAUAUUGAUUUUGACCCCUUUCGAGAAUCUCAGCAAGGUUUAGCUGAACUUUUAGCUGCUGAAGUUUCACGUCUUAAUGUAUCUGAACCUCUGUUCAAUCAUCGUGUUUGCUUAACCAAUGGAUCUUCGGUUGGCAUUUCUCACUGUCCAAGUGAAGCACAGUCCUCAAGUUUAGACGCUAGGCUUCCUCAAGCUAAUUUUAAUCUCAAUUCUGCACAAGCUGAAAAACUGCGUUCCUGGUAUUCUAAUAUAGUAUCACAUAACAGAAGCAACCAUGUUGAUCCGAACAAGUCAUUUAACGUGAGUCCAAAUACUUUCUCUAAUCUUUAUCCUCCACCGGGUUUUGAAGAAGCUGUACAAGGUCACGACCAGUCUUCGGAUGGUCAGUUUUUGACAUCUAAAACAGAUAUAUUAAACUCCAAUUACCCAGAAUUAUCAUACUCAUGUCCUGAAAGCUUUGGAUAUAGCAACAACGUACGUAGCACAAAUGGAUCGUUGCUACAGUCGUGUGCUUUUCCUUGUAGUCUUCCUUUUACAGGCUCUACAGAAAAAUUGAUGACAAAUGAUAAUUGGAUACAGGCUAAAAAGGUAUCCGAUCACAAUGCUAUCUAUUCAGACACUUUAUUUUCGUCCAUUCCUGCUGUGCUACCCGAUAUUACUAACGCAUUAAAACAAGAUGAUUUACCUCCACACUUAUCUAGUCAGUUCAUGACAAACAUAUUUAAUGCUGUUUUAAAUUCCCAAUCGAGUAUGAAUAAUAAUGAAUCAACUGGAGUACAUGAAAAAUCCUCAACAAAAUCUUCAGCUUCUAUGUUUGACUUCAGUCAGUUUGUUAACCAUCUUUAUCAUCAAUCCUCUGGGUUCUUAGAUGUAAAUGCCCAUAAUCCUAAUCAGUGGUCCACUAGGGUCAAUAUACCAUUUGUUUGUACACAAAGUGAGGUUUUAGAUGCUUCUAUUUAUUCAAGUUCAUUAGCACCAAUCUCUAACACAUUAACUUUUGGAAAAUAUGGAUCUAAAAUGGGUUCUCUACCUAAUAGCAAUGACUAUCAACAACAUCAGAAGAUGGCCUUUAGCACAAAUAAUAAUACUAAUACUAAUAAUAGUAGUUUCUGCUGCAACACAGGCCUAACCGAUAUGGAUUCCCAUCCUACUUCAACUAAUUCAGCUUCCUCAUUUACAUGGCAACUCGACGAUCCCGCCAUUUUAUCCAGUCGGUUAUCAUCUUCAAAUUCUACAGUGAAAAAUAAUCAGAUCUCAUCUACAGAUUUACUUGAACGUAAGCUUUGCUUUUAUUGAGAUAUCUACAAAUUAUAUUAAAUAAUGUGUUGUAUAGUAUUAGUAAAUGCUACCAUUGUUUGGUUAGUUAAUUGCUUACUUUAUUGAUGAUCCUACUGUGAAUAUAUAUAUAUUCAGAAGGGGUAUUUUGGAGAUUGUAGCAAUUUCAAUAGUUGAGACCAUGACUAAAUUGAAGCUAGACUACCAUGGUAAACGUGGAAGCACUGGACGGCCGUUUCGUCCUAUUGUGAGACUCCUCAGUAGUACGCAUCCACGAUCCCGCCUCGCCAGAUUCGAACUCAGGACCUAUCAGUCUCGCGUGUGAGCGCUUAAGCAUUAGAUCACUGAGCCUGCCAGCAUCCAUCGGUGUCAAUGUGCAACUUCAACUAACUCACGAAAUUGAGCGAUACAUCCACCAUUGUCAUCAGUGAGUUACUAUCUUAUAACUAACCCAUUUGAUAGGUCCUGGGUUCGAAUCACACGAGGCGGAGUCGUGGGUGCACACUUCUGAGGAGUCCCACAAUAGGACGAAUUGCAGUCCAGUGCUUCCAGGUUUUCCAUGGUGGUCUAGCUUCAAUUGACUCAUGAUCUCAACUAUUGAAAUAUAUAUAUUCUUUGUACUUUAACAACAUUUGUAUCCUCUGAGCUAGAUGAUUUACAUGUGGAGAUUUUAUUAUCUUUUUAAGUUAGGUUCUGAUGAUAUUGUUCCAACGAAUAAUGGAAAUAUCAUCCACAUCAGAUAAUUUAAUAAAUAUUCUUAAUGGUUAGAUUAGUCGACAAAAGGUAGGAUAAUAUCUCGACGACUUUUAGGAAUGUAUUGACAAAUCAGAAGAAAUUAGUGUUUAUUUAUAUACAAAUUUACAUUAAGGAGUAAUUCAAUUAAAAAUAAACAAUUGGUUUCAGUAUGAUCAAUAAAUUGUUAAUUAUAAUAGUUGAAAACAGAUUAGGGUCAUGUAUUAAGAUUAACAGUGUUAAGAUUAUUAGCUAGAGUUACAUGGGCUUAAAGGUUUUGGAGUUAGGAGUUGAAAUUAAAGUAGACUAAUCAUUGUGUAAUUAGACACAUUGAGAACUAGAUAUAGACAGUUUUUACUUAGCCCUAAUGUGAAACGAUAAUCUAUCCUUCAUUGUUGUUUAAAUUUUACUCAAAAUGGAAGAAGCUCUUUCUUAUUUCUAAUUAGUUCCCUGAAGAUCAUCUUUACAGUAUAGUUCUUCAUUAUUAUUCUAAAGAAUAAGAAUGAAAGAUGAUUUGUUAAUUACCACUAGUGAUUAGACAUAAGUUUAUCCGUCUUUUUUUUUAAACGUUCAACUAAUGAUAAUUCGUUGCUGAGUAUCUUCUAUCAGUUUUAUAUCUGUUUAAUAAAUGAGUGUUGCAUGUAAAAGUGUAAUUUUCAUUAGAGAUUUCAUUUUAAGUACAUAAAGUUAUUCACUUCUAUCUGUUGUGAACCCAUCAAUCCAGCACAUACCUAACAUACCACCAGUUAAACAAUAUAAUUUAGUUAAAGUUAAGGAUUGAAAUGAAAUCUCCAUUCAAAGUUACAUUCUUACAUGCAUCACUGCCAAUAAAUGAGUAGAAUAGGACUCAUACUUAUCAAAAAAUUAAAUAGACAGAUGAAUAACUUCUCGGCUGUCAAGUUAUUUCAGUGUAAUAUGAUGGAUAAUUGGUAUUAACCAGUCAAAUGAAUUCAUUUGAUUGAUUUUUAGUUGUAAUAAUCUAGUAUUUUCUAUUCUCAUUACGCUUACCCAUUUAGUAAUGUAAUAUGUAAUUGUAUUUCACUGUAACUACAAAAUUAAAUCCUUAAGAUGGAAUCUCUGUAUUUAAUAACAUUAUGCUACUAGGGAAAUUAAUAUGCUGUGAUUUGCUAUAUGCAGUCAAUUAUCUGGGGAUGCAAAUAGCGUUUAUUCAUAUUAUAUCGUCAUUAACUUUCCUCCUUUAUGACAGAAAUAUUUUUUAUAAUACAUAAUACACACUUCUGAGGAGUCCCACAAUAGGACGAAACAGCCGUCCAGUUCUUCGAAGUUUUCCAUGGUGGUCUAGACUCAUUAUCUCAACUAAGGGCCAGUAUGUAUAUCAAUGAGUUAAUCUUUGACCUUGAUAGCGAUAGUAACACAUGUAAGCUUUAAGACAAGGAGCUAGUAAUUUGUCUGAUCGAAAACCCCAAUUGAUAGUUUAAUGAAUACCUGGGAAUAUAAAUAUUGGGUAAAGGCAGUUGAUUGCUUUUUUACUUGAAAUACUUUCAGUUGUACAAUCAAUCAAGUCUUAAACUUUCUUAAAACGGCUAUCAUAUCUUAAAAAACAAAGUGUUUUUUUUAUUGUCAACAACAAAAGUGAAUAGGUGUGGCUAUAAUUUAUGGAUAACCUUUGAGUCAUGCCAAAAUGAUUUUGAAAAUAUUCACUUAGAAUCAAAAGGGGUUUGUAGAUUAGUGUCAACAUUUAAAGUUACGGAUUUCACUAUGAACUGACAACAAGUCUAAUGCCGAAAUGCUACUAUAUCGUAUAGUUAAAUAAGUUUCACACCAAAAUUCUACACUAGCUCUCUCAAAUCUUAUUUGUUCGUCUCAUGUGUGAGUAUGUAAGGAAACCGACGAUUUCAAAUAAUGUGGUUUCUAAUUAGCGUUUUUUAGCGAGUUAUUUUUCCGCGGAAUGGUGUCACUGACUCCAUACCCAACCCUCCUCCUUUAUUCAGGCUUAGGACCAGCAAUAGCCCCAGAGCGGCUCCAGGCGCAAUUCAAGUAAUGUGAUACUUGUCACUAAAAACAUAUGAUAUUUUGAAUAUGUAACGUAACUAAAAUUUCAGUUGACAUUGUAAUUAAAAUAAAUAAGAGACAUGUUUGCAGACGAAUAUGUUCAUAUUUCAACCAAAGAUACAAUAAAAGUGUGUUAUUAUUGAAAAAUAUCGUUAUUUCCUUUUUACCUCACUAGAGGUUAAAAAUUGUUCAAAUUUAUCAUUAAUGUGUAUUUAAUUGGGCAUCACAAUUGUCAGCUUAUCAGUUAAUUAUGAUGCGUGCAACUUAUGAUUGUUGCUGGCUUCAAUGACUGGUUUCAGUCAUUUGAAUUACAUUUUUAUUUCGUUCAAGAUUAGUUGGUUAUCGACCUUUAUGUUAUGAUGCAGCUUAUUAAUGUAUAGGUCUAUCAAUAAACUUUUAACAUUAUAAAGAUGUGAUUAAAAAUGUGAAAUAUUUUACAAUUGCGUGCACUUUUGACUAUUUUCUCUAUCUCCUUCCUUUUCUGAAUAACUCUUCCGGUUUACUGAAAAAUAAACUUAAUAGAAAUUUGGCGAACCACUCCACAUUUCCAAUCAUUUUUUGACCCAUCUUUAGCUUCCACCGCUGCCUCAGCCUCCUCUUCCUCAUAUAUUUCACAUUCAGGAGUGAAAAAUCAAUCAAGACAACAACCACUACCACCGACGGGAGAUACAAUGAUUCAUCCUUCGUCUCACUCUCAACUAAAAGAAUGAUAAAAUAAUUAGCCACAACAGUCAACAACAACAAAUAGUCAUUGCCCAUCCAGCAUACUGACUUCUAUUGUUUGUUGUUGUUGUUUUCUCUCGCAUACAUUGAUCAGUUUGGUUGAGAGUCAAUAGUUUAAGAUUUUUUACUCUAUCACUCUUCUACACAUCCUUCAAAUUUGUGCAAUUAGUUCUGUAACCAUCUCAGAUAUGUUUUUUUCUAAUGUGAGAAGUCAAUAAAAGAUGAAUAUGAAGAAUGAUAUUAUAGUGUGAUGUUCUUAUCCCCACAAAAUCAUAUUUCAUCACCUUAACCUAUUUGAAACAAAAUAUACAUAUGAAAAUUAUUAUUUUAUUCCUAA